AUGAGGGUUUACGCUCUCUUCUCCGCGCUUUGCGCGGCGACCCUCGCCAGCGCCGAGCUCGCCAAGGUCUACAUCCAACCCAUCACAGCCUCGUCCGAGAACCAAGCACCCACUUUUCUCGCCGAUGUCCAAUAUCACUUGGCGGAUACCUCUGUCUCGGAGGUUGUGAAUUACGAGUUUCCCGAGAUCCCAGAAGACGCGGAAAACGUUCGCGUCGGCCUUUACGACAGCGCCGCUCAGGCCUGGACAUCCUCUUCCUCGCUUCAGUCGAUAACUUUAGCAAAGGUUACGCGCCGACCCUCCUCCUCUCCGUCGACCAGGCAGGCCGCGCCAUCGGCGUAG
Molecule: messenger RNA, 342 nt
Organism: Parascedosporium putredinis
Lineage: Eukaryota; Fungi; Ascomycota; Sordariomycetes; Microascales; Microascaceae
Source: the annotation of a GenBank genome assembly